UUUUUUGUACAUUUUGUUCAAAACUUUAAUUUUUUUUAUGUACGUUUCAAAAAAAUAAAAUGAAAUAAUUUGAAUGAGUGAUAAUGUGGCGGCACUGGGCUGAGCGCUGAGCAUUUAUAGGGAGUAGAGCAGUAGAGUACACCCCACGACACCAUCGAGCCGGAGUCGGGAGGGGGCGGGGGAAGUGAGAGUCGUGCUCACAGCUGAUGUCUGAUCAGGUUAGGAGAGGAUAUGUCCAAAAUUGUCCACAUACAAAAUACUAAAGCAGACUAAAGAGCAGUUUGGUUAAAUUUGUAACCAAUACCUGAUUAAAAAUUUAAUUUUGUCUUGGUUUUUUUAUUUCGGUAAUCGGCAAAAUGCCGCCGAAAAAAGCUCCAGCAGCUCCGAGCAAAAAAACGGAGCAGAAGAAGAAAGAAAAAGUUAUAGAGGAUAAAACUUUUGGCAUUAAAAAUAAAAAAGGAGCAAAGCAGCAGAAAUUUAUUCAACAAGUUGAAAAACAAGUUAAAACCGGUGGUCUUCAUCCGCGUAAAUUAGACGACCCUAAUGCCAAAAAACUUGAAAAGGAAAAGAAGUUGCAAGAACAAAAAGAACUAGCUUUGAUAUUCAAACCUGUACAGGCUCAAAAAGUUGACAAAGGAACGGAUCCAAAGUCUGUUGUCUGUGCUUUCUUUAAACAAGGUCAGUGCACCAAAGGAGACAAGUGCAAAUUUUCUCAUGAUUUGACUGUUGAAAGAAAGGCUGAAAAACGAUCACUCUACUGUGAUCUCGAUAAAGAUGCAGACAAAGAGACAGAUACCAUGGAUGAUUGGGAUGAAGAUAAGCUGAAACAAGUUGUAGAGAAAAAACACGGCAGUGGUGGUCAUAGACCUACUACCGACAUUAUAUGUAAACAUUUCCUAGAAGCUGUAGAAAAAUCUAAGUAUGGCUGGUUUUGGGAAUGCCCAUCUGGACAGAAAUGUAUUUAUCGCCAUGCGCUGCCACCUGGUUUUGUUUUGAAAAAAGAUAUUAAAAAGAAAGAAGAAAAAAAGAAUGAAAUUUCAUUAGAAGAUCUUAUUGAAAAAGAAAGAGCUAAUCUAGGACCAAAUCAAACUAAAAUUACAUUGGAAACAUUUUUGGCUUGGAAAAAGAGGAAGCUACAAGAGAAGAAACAACAAGCUAUUAAGGAUGAAGAAAAGAAACGAAACGAUUACAAAGCUGGUAGACAAGUUGGGAUUUCAGGCAGAGAAAUGUUCUACUUCAAUCCUGAACUUGCUGCUGGAGAUGUCAAUGAUGAUGGUGAUGAAGCAAUUGCGACUUACGAACGUGAAGAGGAGGAUGAGGAGAGUGUCGAAUAUCGAGAAUUAGACGUAGAUCGACUUGUUAUGGAAGCUAGUCAAGUUGAUACCUCAGGAAUAUGCACAGUAGCAACUGAUCGGGAUAAAAAACCAAAAGAAGUCACUCCUUCUGAAUCAAACGAUAGUAGCAAUGUCGAAACAAAAGCAUCAUCAGCGGCAGGUGUAAGUGAAACUUUAGCCAUAAACGAGAAUCUGUUUGUGGAAGAAGAUUUAGAAGGUAUUGAAGACGAACUAGAAGAUUUAGACUUGGAGGAAUAACUCAUGAAUUAUCGAACACAAU
Molecule: messenger RNA, 1614 nt
Organism: Copidosoma floridanum
Lineage: Eukaryota; Metazoa; Arthropoda; Insecta; Hymenoptera; Encyrtidae
Product: zinc finger CCCH domain-containing protein 15 homolog
Biological process (GO): cytoplasmic translation
Cellular component (GO): cytosol
Molecular function (GO): metal ion binding; mRNA binding
Source: RefSeq, a predicted model, not a curated record